Messenger RNA from Closterium sp. Naga37s-1, 2490 nucleotides. NCBI's taxonomy places the organism in Eukaryota, Viridiplantae, Streptophyta, Zygnematophyceae, Desmidiales, Closteriaceae. The record is from the annotation of a GenBank genome assembly.
AUGGCCACUACGUCGGGCCCAGAGCCCCCGGGGAGCACAGGGAGCGCAGCAGCAGGUGCGGCGGAGGAGGAGGAGAUGAGUUUGUGCGUGCGGUGGGCGGGCAAGGAGGUGUCGGUGCAGGCGAGCGGUGACGACACGGUGGGCGAGUUGAAGCGGCGCAUCUGCGAGGCCACGGGCGUGCUGCCCACGCGGCAGAAGCUGCUCAACCUCAAGCUCGCCAGCCGCCCCGCCCCCGACUCCACUCUGCUGUCACAGCUCGCCAUCAAACCCUCCCUCAAGAUCAUGAUGAUGGGCACGGUGGAGAGUGAGAUCGUGGUGGGCCCAUCAGCAGAGGAGGCGGUGGAGGUGGUGGACGACCUGCAGCUGCCGGAGGACGAGGCGGUCGACAUCAAGGACCGCCCGGAGAACCUCGCCAAGCUCAGACGCCGCUCCCACCACUUCAAGGUGCGCCGCUCCCACCACUUCAAGGUGCGCCGCUCCCACCACUUCAAGGUGCGCCGCUCCCACCACUUCAAGCUGAAGGUGCUGAACCCCCCACGGGUGGGCAAGCGGCUGCUGGUGCUGGACAUCGACUACACGCUCUUCGACCACGUGUCGCCCGCUGAGAAUGCCAACCAACUCAUGCGCCCCUAUGUGCAGCAGUGGGGAGGGCAUGGGUUGAGGGCGAGCAGGGGUGUGGGAGUCGUGUGGGAAUGGGUGCAGAGGGGCGGGCAGGUGAAAGUGGAGAGGGCGGGGGGAGUGAAAAAGGGAGCCGUUCUGGGCAGGGCAGAGCGCUCCGCACUGGGUGAGCUCGUGCAUCGCUGCUGCACACUCGCUGCAUCUCACCCACCUCCUUACUCUCCCUCUCUGCACCACCUGCCUCUCCCCUCUACUCCCUCCCACUCCCUCCUCCCGCCCUACAUCCCGUCCCGCAGCCCCUGCCCCCUCCAUCCCGCCAUGCAGACCUGCACGAGUGAUGACGCCAUGCCACCAGGUGAUGACGCCAUGCCACCAGGUGAUGGCGCCAUGCCACCAGGUGAUGACGCCAUGCCACCAGGUGAUGACGCCAUGCCACCAGGUGAUGACGCCAUGCCACCAGGUGAUGACGCCAUGCCACCAGGUGAUGACGCCAUGCCACCAGGUGAUGACGCCAUGCCACCAGGUGAUGACGCCAUGCCACCAGGUGAUGACGCCAUGCCACCAGGUGAUGACGCCAUGCCACCAGGUGAUGACGCCAUGCCACCAGGUGAUGACGCCAUGCCACCAGGUGAUGACGCCAUGCCAACAGGUGAUGACGCCAUGCCACCAGGUGAUGACGCCAUGCCACCAGGUGAUGGCGCCAUGCCACCAGGUGAUGACGCCAUGCCACCAGGUGAUGACGCCAUGCCACCAGGUGAUGACGCCAUGCCACCAGGUGAUGACGCCAUGCCACCAGGUGCUGACGCCAUGCCACCAGGUGCUGACGCCAUGCCACCAGGUGAUGACGCCAUGCCACCAGGUGAUGACGCCAUGCCACCAGGUGAUGACGCCAUGCCACCAGGUGAUGACGCCAUGCCACCAGGUGCUGACGCCAUGCCACCAGGUGAUGACGCCAUGCCACCAGGUGAUGACGCCAUGCCACCAGGUGAUGACGCCAUGCCACCAGGUGAUGACGUCAUGCCACCAGGUGAUGACGCCAUGCCACCAGGUGAUGACGCCAUGCCACCAGGUGAUGACGCCAUGCCAUCAGGUGAUGACGCCAUGCCAUCAGGUGAUGACGCCAUGCCACCAGGUGCUGACGCCAUGCCACCAGGUGCUGACGCCAUGCCACCAGGUGCUGACGCCAUGCCACCAGGUGAUGACGCCAUGCCAUCAGGUGAUGACGCCAUGCCAUCAGGUGAUGACGCCAUGCCACCAGGUGCUGACGCCAUGCCACCAGGUGCUGACGCCAUGCCACCAGGUGCUGACGCCAUGCCACCAGGUGCUGACGCCAUGCCACCAGGUGAUGACGCCAUGCCACCAGGUGAUGACGCCAUGCCACCAGGUGAUGACGCCAUGCCACCAGGUGAUGACGCCAUGCCACCAGGUGAUGACGCCAUGCCACCAGGUGAUGACGCCAUGCCACCAGGUGAUGACGCCAUGCCACCAGGUGAUGACGCCAUGCCACCAGGUGAUGACGCCAUGCCACCAGGUGAUGACGCCAUGCCAUCAGGUGAUGACGCCAUGCCACCAGGUGAUGACGCCAUGCCACCAGGUGAUGACGCCAUGCCACCAGGUGAUGACGCCAUGCCACCAGGUGAUGACGCCAUGCCACCAGGUGAUGACACCUAUGAGGUGGGUGGAGGUGAAGAUGCUGGGCGUGUUGGGGCACAGCGACUACCGGGUGGUGGCACUGGUGGACCACAUGGCCAUGAUCACCGUGCAGUCGCCCCACCGUGGCGUCUUCGACUGCAAGCCCCUCCAAAUACUCUGGGACAAGUUUCCCGAGGUGCCCCUGCUUCUCCCUUCUUCCUUGCAUUCCUUGCCAAAUAA